Acytostelium subglobosum LB1 is the source of this 591-nucleotide messenger RNA. RefSeq lists its product as hypothetical. The record is from RefSeq and is a predicted model, not a curated record. The transcript is spliced from 2 exons. NCBI's taxonomy places the organism in Eukaryota, Evosea, Eumycetozoa, Acytosteliales, Acytosteliaceae. Bases 1 to 591 code for a protein of 196 amino acids.
AUGAAUGUAGGUACCGCUCCAUUUGUACUGGUGACACUUGGGGAGUUGCUUGAAGUACUGGAUGAAGUUGUGGAGGUAGUAGAUGUGGACGUCGAGGGUGUGGCCGUGGUCGAUGUUGUCGAGGAUGUCGAAGACGUCGAAGAUGUCGAAGUGGUAGUUGAAGAGGUGGACGAAGUAGAAGAUGUGGAGGAUCCAGCAGAGGUCGAAGAUGUACUGGAUGUGGAGUUUCCAGUGGAGGUCGAGGAGGUCGAGGAAGUAGUUGAGUUGGACGUCGUAGAUGUUGAUGUUGAGUUAAGUGAUGUGGAUGUAGUAGUUGGUGAUGUACUGGUAGAUGUAGAGGUGGAGGUAGUGGUAUCAGAUGGUGAUGUACUCGUAGAUGUUGAUGAUGUUGAUGAUAUUGUUGUCGGAGUGGUUGUACUGGUACCAUGGACUAGUCCACCAUCACCAGAUGUUAUGGUAGUUAUGAUACUUGACGGGGCAGUAGAUGUGCUGGUACCGUGUACAAUUCCACCAUCACCAGAUGUUAUGGCAGUUACUAUACCACCAUCACCAGAUGUAACUGCGGCACCGCCAUCACCAGACUGGCAAUGA